Messenger RNA from Trichosurus vulpecula (common brushtail), 2159 nucleotides. It is a transcript of the gene GAS2L3, whose product is annotated as growth arrest specific 2 like 3. NCBI's taxonomy places the organism in Eukaryota, Metazoa, Chordata, Mammalia, Diprotodontia, Phalangeridae. Gene Ontology annotation, biological process: actin crosslink formation. Gene Ontology annotation, cellular component: actin filament. The transcript has 8 exons. The record is from RefSeq and is a predicted model, not a curated record. Gene Ontology annotation, molecular function: microtubule binding; actin filament binding; cytoskeletal adaptor activity. The coding region runs from base 1 to 2067 and encodes 688 amino acids.
AUGCAACCAGCUCAGGUGUGGUUUGGAGACGAUCUUCCUCUAAGCCCCCGAAGUCCCCUCACUCCCCGACAUGGGCCAGGUUUGGCAGAUGUUUGCCAGUAUGAUGAAUGGAUAGCAGUACGCCAUGAAGCUACAUUGGUACCUAUGCGGGAAGAUUUGGCAAUCUGGCUAAAUGGUUUAUUGGGUAUUGAUGUCAAGGCGGAAAGAUUAUUAGAAGAACUUGAUAAUGGUGUCCUUUUAUGCCAACUGAUCAAUGUUCUGCAAAACAUAAUUAAAACAUGUUGUGAUUCCAAGGAACUAGGGGAUUUUCCGAUGACAAAAAUUCCCUGUAAAAAAGAUGCCCCAUCAGGCUCAUUCUUUGCUAGAGACAAUACUGCAAACUUCCUUCACUGGUGCAGGCGUGUUGGUGUUGAUGAGACUUACCUCUUUGAAUCUGAAGGCUUAGUUUUGCACAAAGAUCCAAGACAGGUUUAUCUUUGCCUUCUGGAAAUUGGGAGAAUUGUAUCAAGAUAUGGGGUUGAACCACCUGUAUUAAUAAAACUUGAGAAAGAGAUUGAGCUAGAAGAAACCUUGCUAAAUACCUCUGGGUCUCUCCUGCCGGACAGCCCACCAAAGUCCUGCUGUCACCACGGAGAGCUCCAUGAAGCUGUUAAGCACAUUGCUGAAGAUCCUCCAUGUAGCUGUUCUCAUCGAUUUUCCAUUGAGUAUUUGUCUGAGGGGCGCUACAGAUUAGGAGACAAAAUACUUUUUAUAAGAAUGCUGCAUGGCAAACAUGUGAUGGUUCGUGUUGGUGGAGGCUGGGAUACUCUUCAAGGUUUUCUGCUUAAAUAUGACCCCUGCCGAGUAUUACAAUUUGCAACUCUGGAGCAAAAAAUCCUUGCAUUUCAAAAAGGUAUUUCUAAUGAGAGUAUUCCAGAUUCACCCGCCAGAACCCCUGCACCGCCUUUAAUGGAUCCAAUGUCAGCUGUCAACAUGUUUCAGAAGCAAAAUUCGAGACCUGGCACUCCAGCUUCUGUGCCGAAGGCCAGGGAGAAGCAGGCCAUUAGCAAACGCCCUCAGUCUCCUGCUCAGAAAUGUGCCACCCCUACACUCCAUCUGCCCAGUUCACUGAAAGCUGGUCACUCAAACUCUGGACAUUCUAAAGUCCCAAAUUUGUCAACAACAGCUUCUCCUCAACAUCUCACAAGUUCAAAAGGAGCACCAAAGAAACCAUUGUCUCUUGCCCAUCCAGUCAGUAAAACUACGUCUUCCCGUGGUUUGUUGAAGACUGCAUUGAGUGUUUCUGAGUCUCUACACAACCGUGUGUUGUCCCCUGAUCACCCCAAAGUCAAACGCCCACCAGUGCAGAAUUCAGGGGGCAGGCCACCUCCUGCUCAGCUUUCACAGAAGUCUUCUGCACAGUUAAAGCACAAUUCUGUUUCUUCUAAGCACAGUGCAGUGUCUCACUCAGCAUCACCAAAGCUCCCCACAAGAAACGGCAGACUAGGGUUUAAGCCUUCCCCAUCUCUUCAGUCCCCUGCAAAAAUAGCAAAAUCUAGCACUAAAAGCACAGCAGAAAGACCAGUGACAGCACAAUCUCAGCCACCCAGUAAAGGGCCGCAGACAGGUAGAGUCCAGCCACAGAAGCUCCAAUCAGCCCAGAACUUAAAACAACCAAUUUCUUCAGCCUCCGUUUUGCCUGCAAAAACAGCCUGCGUGGCCACAUUGCUGGGACCAAAUGGUAAGAAUGUGGCUUCCGAAACUAAAAAACUGUCCCAGAAUAAGAGCAAAGGUCUUCCAGCGGGAUCUAGCCUCUCAAAGUCUUCUGCACGUACCCCAUUGUCAGUUGUAAAACUUUCCCAGUCUUCUGUCAGAGCACAGACUUCAGUAAAGGCUACCCAACCUGCCACAAAGAGCCAGCCUCCGGUGAAAACCCCACCAAAGACUGGCAGGACCGUGGCUGUUUCAACCAAGAAACCACUCUUGUCUGGGAAAGAAACAGUUAGCGAUGGUGAGAAGCUCACUCUGAAGAAAAAGGAGGAUGACCAUUAUUUUGUUAUGACUGGAAAUAAGAAAGCUAGAAAGUAAAUAAAAAUGGGUCAUGUUGGAGUGAGCACAGGAAAUAAGAAAAUAAUUUGAUUUAUACGUUCAAGAUCUGCAGUAAGGUCUUCUUUUUGUUA